AAUACACCCAGAAUAGUUUCAGAAUCACUACAUCCAAACCACUACCAAUCAAAACCUACCAGGUCAAGUUCAGGAUUUCUUUGGCUGUAAAGUCAUCACUAUGAAAAUGGAAAAAUAAAUUAUGGAACACUCAUAUAUGAACAGUCAGAGAGCAGACUCUUAGAAACAUUGUAUGGAGGUAAUCUUCAUCCAUCAUGGUAGGCAUGCCCCGGACACUGAGCACCUCCGACAUGGUCACUCCAGGCAGCCUCGGCCCACCCCACCCUGAGCCCACGGAUGGUGAGCAGGCCAGGCAGCCCCUCCUGGAUGGAGCUCCAUCCUCAGCCUCCCUGGACGCCCUGAUCGAGCAGCUGGUGCCCAAAGCUGACUACUACCCUGAGAAAGCCUACAUCUUUACCUUCCUGCUGAGCUCCCGCCUCUUCAUCGAGCCCCGGGAGCUCCUGGCCCGGGUCUGCCACUUGUGCAUCGAGCAGCAGCAGCUGGACAAGCCAGUGCUGGACAAGGCCCAGGUCCGGAAGUUUGGCCCCAAACUGCUCCAGUUGUUGGCCGAGUGGACAGAGACGUUCCCGCGGGACUUCCAGGAGGAGUCGACCAUCAGUCACCUGAAGGACGUGGUGGGCCGCAUCGCCCCCUGUGACGAGGCAUACCGAAGGAGGAUGCAUCAGCUCCUGCAGGCUCUGCACCAGAAGCUGGCGGCUCUGGGCCAGGGGCCGGAAAGCCUGCUGGGCACUGACAAGCCCAUCUCCUACAGGAACAAGCCUCCAGCCUCUAUCCACAGGGAGCUCCUCAACAUCUGCAGUGACCCCUACACACUGGCUCAGCAGCUGACCCACGUGGAGCUGGAACGGCUACGACACAUUGGACCUGAGGAGUUUGUCCAGGCUUUUGUGAACAAGGACCCUCUGGCCAGCACAAAGCCUUGUUUCAGUGACAAGACUAACAACCUGGAAGCUUACGUGAAAUGGUUCAACAGAUUGUGCUACCUCGUGGCCACUGAGAUCUGCAUGCCGGCCAAGAAGAAACAGAGGGCCCAGGUGAUUGAGUUCUUCAUCGACGUAGCCCGUGAGUGCUUCAACAUCGGCAACUUCAACUCCCUAAUGGCCAUCAUCUCUGGCAUGAACAUGAGUCCUGUCUCAAGGCUGAAGAAGACCUGGGCCAAAGUGAAGACAGCCAAGUUUUUCAUCCUCGAGCACCAGAUGGACCCAACAGGGAAUUUCUGCAACUACAGAACAGCCCUACGCGGGGCAGCCCACCGCUCCCUGACCGCCCACAGCAGCCGGGAGAAGAUCGUCAUCCCCUUCUUCAGCCUGCUCAUCAAAGACAUCUACUUCCUAAACGAAGGCUGUGCCAACCGCCUCCCCAAUGGACACGUCAACUUUGAGAAAUUUCUGGAGCUGGCCAAGCAAGUAGGAGAGUUCAUCACAUGGAAACAAGUGGAGUGUCCCUUCGAGCAAGACCCCAGCAUCACCCACUACCUGCACACUGCUCCCAUCUUCAGCGAGGAUGGUCUUUAUUUGGCUUCUUAUGAAAGUGAGAGCCCAGAAAACCAAACAGAAAAAGAGAGGUGGAAAUCUCUAAGGUCUUCUAUUCUGGGGAAGACGUGAAAAGCACCGAGCUGGAGGAGGAUGGGGAGGAGGAGGAGGAGAGGAAGCCGGCAGAAGCCUUCUGCCGCCCUGCCCCAGCCAGCCCAGUGGGAGGAGGAGGCAUUGGUGCCUCGCUGCUUUGCAAACCGUGACCCUGUGGCCUGGUGCCCGUCACAGUGACCACACAGCACAGGAGACCUUUCUCCACCUUUUGUGGAACCUCAGCCCUGGAAGGGCCCAGAGCCUCCAAACACAGGGGUGGCACGUGCCUCAGGGACCCUGCCUUGAGGACAGUGGUGCUCACAUUGUUGGUCAGUCUGUCUGUCCUCGGCGAUGACCCAAGGGGUCGGGUGACUGCAGUGUCACUCCUGAGAGUGGGUGACUCGUGCCAUGGAGACAGACACCCAGUCCGUCUCCAGGUGGCCUGGGAGCCUCUGUCUCUCCAGCGAGCACCACCAUGACGUGAGAAGGGCCAGAGCCCACCAGUGGCCCCUGCCAUUCUACUGAUGGACCUAACCCUGCCCCUUGAGAUGGGCUGGUUUCUGCAGCCCCGUGCACCCCCUUUCUGCAUCCUGCUGGUAUCGGGAUAGCUUUCUGGUGACCACUAUGAUGCUGGUCAGCAGGACAAAUUUGAGUCACGGACUUGACAGUGUGUACAGUACAUUGUAAAUUUUAGAGUUGGUAUAAACACGUUGGUAUACCCUGCGUA
Molecule: messenger RNA, 2292 nt
Organism: Balaenoptera musculus (blue whale)
Lineage: Eukaryota; Metazoa; Chordata; Mammalia; Artiodactyla; Balaenopteridae
Gene: RASGEF1C
Product: RasGEF domain family member 1C
Exons: 15
Coding region: 195-1604 (469 amino acids)
Biological process (GO): positive regulation of GTPase activity; Ras protein signal transduction
Cellular component (GO): plasma membrane
Molecular function (GO): guanyl-nucleotide exchange factor activity
Source: RefSeq, a predicted model, not a curated record